AAGUCACGUGACAAGCUCCCGAUUGCGGAAGUUGCGGUAUAGCUCGCUACUGCUAUACUCCGGCGACAUUUACGAGGAUACGACGCUCGCAAAUGACCACAAAAGUCUCGGUUCUCAAUGUUGUGAGAAAUCCAUAGUCGGCGAGAUGCAUAAAGUCGCCGUAUUUGUUAUCUUUUCAGUUACCCUUCUCACGUCGCAGGUAAAGUGCCAAGAGGCCAUCCUGCAUAUUUCAAAUGGAGCGACACAACAGGAAUUCUGCAUCCUUUACAAUCAGUCAUGGACCCCCUUGCCCGAAAGCCUUAAUGCUGCUAUACCGUAUUCGCUUGUGAACAUGACAUCCACGGUGCUGUGUGAUUCCUCGGGAGUCAGUCCAGAGGUGGUAAAGGGGAAAGCCUUGGUGGUGAUGAGGGGGGACUGUCCUUUCAGCCAGAAGGCUGUGGUUGCCCAGGCCCUCGGUGCUACGACAUUGCUCAUCGCAAGCAACACAACUCUGGUCUCUCCAACAGCUAAUGGCUCAGAGUACCUAAAGGUCCAAAUUCCCUUGGCCCUCAUGAGAUACAGGGACUUAAGAGAAGCACAACGGGUUUUCGGCGAUAGCAUGCAGGCUAGGCUUUUUGCGCCACGCUCCUCGAAGAUCGACGCCAGCAUUGGCGUCAUGCUUCUGAUCUCCAUCGCCACCGUUGCCUUAGGCGGCUACUGGAGCGGAGCCUCUGAGAGAGAGCGUUUCAGUUCGGGUGAGGGAGGAGCAAAUGGAGAGGGCAAAGCAGAUAGCGGAGACCUUCCCCUCUACUCCCCUCUGAAAGUGUUUAUCUUGGUCGGCCUCAUGUGCGGCAUGCUGAUCCUCAUGUAUUACUUCUACAAUAUUCUAGUUUACGUCAUCAUCGCCAUAUUCUGCGUUGCGUCUUCCACUGCGCUGUUCAGUUGCAUUGAUGCGCUGCUGGAGAAAUUGGGCUGCGCCCAUGGGAGAUUCACCAUUCUGAAUACCACCUUUUCAGUGAGGUCUCUUAUUUUGGCCAGCAUGUGCAUAAGCAUCUCUGUGGUCUGGGGUGUCUACAGAAAUGAAGACAGGUGGAUCUGGAUCUUGCAGGAUCUCCUGGGUGUUGUUUUCUGCCUCAACUUCAUAAGGACCAUCUCGCUGUCCAGUUUUAAGAUCUGCGUGAUUCUCCUGACCCUUCUGCUUGUUUACGAUGUCUUCUUUGUUUUCAUCACGCCAUUCUUCACCAAGGAUGGCGUGAGCAUUAUGGUGCAGGUGGCUUUGGGUCCGGGCGCAUCAGGAGAGAAGACACAAGGUAACAUUGUGGAGGUGCCGGCCGAGCCCCAGACUCCCUCUGAGACACUUCCAGUCGUGAUGCGUGUCCCGCGGUUCUCAGCCUGGGCUCAGAACUUAUGUCAUAUGCAGUUCUCCGUUCUGGGUUAUGGAGAUAUCAUUGUGCCGGGUCUUUUGGUGGCUUAUUGCAGCAGGUUUGACGUUUGGAUCAACAGCACCAGGAAGGUCUACUUCCUCAGCUCUUGUAUAGCCUAUCUUCUGGGGAUGUUAACAACAUUCACUGUGAUGCUGCUGUCAGGGAUGGGCCAGCCGGCCCUGCUCUACCUUGUGCCCUUCACCCUGAUAACCUCUGCGACGGUGGCGGGCUGCAAAGGACAAAUGAAGCAAUUCUGGGCCGGGACGUCCUAUGAGCAGGUGUUGGAAUCCUCACAGGAACCUUUGUUGCCAGGAUGCUUGGUCUCCAUGUGUUGAAGCAGUUUUGAAUGCUUCACUGCCUGAGGCAAGAACUGACAACCCCAUAGAAGCAGAACCAUGCUGACCUUCAAGCCAACUGUUGGAAUUUCUUUUUAUUUGUAUAUUUUACUAUGUAAUUGACAGUAAGGGCCAGUGAUGAAACAAUAGAUUCACAUCAAUAUGGAUCAUUUUUGACUGCUUUGCAGAGUAGAGUGUGUGUAGGUUAUUUUGUAGUGUUGGAAAGGCCUUUUCAGUGCCUGUUUUGAAGGUAUCAGGAAAAAAAACACAUCUUUGCCUACAACCUGCCUUGGCAAUGAUUGAACACAUGAUAGAAAAACUAUAUUUAGCGUGACAUCAUGUUUCAUAACAUGUGGGCAAGGCGAGUAAAAUAUUGUUCUAUGUGAGGUCUCGAUUUUAAAAAUGUUUUGUGUGAACCAGGUUCGAGGUGUUUUUAUAAUGUGAUGUUUGUUGCCUUAUAUUAAAUUAACAAGAAUGUU
Syngnathus typhle (broad-nosed pipefish) is the source of this 2217-nucleotide messenger RNA. RefSeq lists its product as uncharacterized. NCBI's taxonomy places the organism in Eukaryota, Metazoa, Chordata, Actinopteri, Syngnathiformes, Syngnathidae. Gene Ontology annotation, biological process: membrane protein proteolysis. The record is from RefSeq and is a predicted model, not a curated record. Gene Ontology annotation, molecular function: aspartic endopeptidase activity, intramembrane cleaving. The transcript is spliced from 18 exons. Bases 146 to 1738 code for a protein of 530 amino acids. Gene Ontology annotation, cellular component: lysosomal membrane; lumenal side of endoplasmic reticulum membrane; Golgi-associated vesicle membrane.